Molecule: messenger RNA, 888 nt
Organism: Beauveria bassiana ARSEF 2860
Lineage: Eukaryota; Fungi; Ascomycota; Sordariomycetes; Hypocreales; Cordycipitaceae
Exons: 2
Coding region: 1-888 (295 amino acids)
Source: RefSeq, a predicted model, not a curated record
AUGGCGAAUAUGAGUGAGCGUCGCGGCAAAAGACCUUCCACGCACAUUGACCUGCAAGAUGCUCUUGCGCGAGCUACCCCGGAAACAGAUCGUCGAAUCGAGGGGCCCAACAGCGGGUCGCUUGAUAACCGCUUCCCACCGAAGCGGUCUAAAAAGAAGAAUCAAGAUGCAUUCAUGCCCAUUGGAGUUCAUCAGCAGUCCACAAAAAGUGACGCCGGUUUGAUAGCGGCACCACCCCGGACGCCCAAAUCGUCAUGGCAGACCUACGAGAAACUAUUUGACCUUCAACUCGGAGACAGCGACUACUUUACUGUAGCAGAAAAAAAGGACCCAGACGUUGAAAGCAAUUCUGUGGUGAUCCUCAAGACUUUUACGGGCACAAAGGCAGAAAGCCAUGUGCAGGCGAUACGGGGGAUCCAGCACAACCGCUUUGUCAACGCUCACCUCUUUUUUGCCAUAGAUGAUGGAUACCUCGUUUCCUUCGAGUUCAUGCCUAUGGCAUUGUGCGAAGUUGCAGACUGCAACCCAUUCCCCGCUGACUGCUGGCCAGGGGGCCAAGAACACAUUCGAAGCUCAACAGCAGCGUGCCCGCAUGCGAAGGCUGUCGGGGAAAUCAUUAUGUACCUUGCACAUGGGCAGGCGAACGAAUCUGGCAAUGUCGGGCUGGAUGAUCCCGGACGGUUCCCGCUGACCGUCGAGUUUCUUUCUGCGACGCAGAGAACUUCUAAGAUAGCCUCAAUCGCACAAGUAAGUCGCCCUGAUGUCGUGCAAAGACCCAUUACGGCGCUGACCAUGACAGGAGCCUUUAUUGAAAGAACUGCCCUGGCACAAGACAAGGCUCGCAGGACUAGUCACUUUGACAAGCACGUGGAUUGGCAGCGGAUAUAG